Sinocyclocheilus grahami is the source of this 1159-nucleotide messenger RNA. RefSeq names its product cAMP-dependent protein kinase catalytic subunit beta. Gene Ontology annotation, cellular component: nucleus; cytosol; cAMP-dependent protein kinase complex. The coding region runs from base 139 to 1086 and encodes 315 amino acids. Gene Ontology annotation, biological process: protein phosphorylation. The transcript is spliced from 10 exons. The record is from RefSeq and is a predicted model, not a curated record. Lineage: Eukaryota; Metazoa; Chordata; Actinopteri; Cypriniformes; Cyprinidae. Gene Ontology annotation, molecular function: ATP binding; cAMP-dependent protein kinase activity.
UGGGCUCUGGGCUCUGGGCUCUGGGCUCUGUCCCGCCACCGAUCGCGCUGUCCGUAGAUCGUCGUCCGCGUGAAUAAGCGUCGAGCCGAGGUGUCGAGUUCAGGGAAGCUUCUCCAAGGACGCCGUCGUGUCUCCCGCAUGAUGGGAAACACAGCUGCUGCCAAGAAAGGCAACGAGCUGGAGAGCGAGACUUUUGUGAAAGAGUUUCUAGCCAAAGCCAAAGAAGAUUUCUUGAGAAAAUGGGAAUCACCACCACAGAGCACAACUGGUUUAGAUGACUUUGACAGACUGAAGACGCUGGGCACGGGCUCUUUUGGGAGAGUCAUGCUGGUUAAACACAAGGCUACGGAUCAGUUCUAUGCCAUGAAAGUUCUGGACAAACAAAAGGUGGUGAAGUUGAAACAAGUGGAGCAUACGCUAAAUGAGAAGAAAAUAUUACAAGCAGUAUCCUUCCCGUUCCUCGUCAGAUUGGAAUAUGCCUUCAAGGACAACUCUAAUUUGUAUAUGGUGAUGGAGUAUGUUCCAGGAGGGGAGAUGUUCUCACAUCUUAGAAGAAUCGGAAGGUUUAGUGAACCACAUGCACGGUUUUAUGCUGCACAGAUUGUCCUGACCUUUGAGUACCUCCACUCACUAGACCUCAUCUACAGAGACCUGAAACCUGAAAACCUACUCAUUGACCAGCAUGGAUAUAUACAGGUAACAGACUUUGGUUUUGCAAAAAGAGUAAAAGGCAGAACCUGGACAUUAUGUGGAACUCCAGAGUACUUGGCACCAGAGAUCAUCCUCAGCAAGGGAUACAACAAGGCUGUGGACUGGUGGGCCCUUGGUGUUCUCAUAUAUGAAAUGGCAGCUGGAUAUCCCCCGUUUUUUGCAGACCAGCCUAUUCAGAUCUAUGAGAAGAUUGUGUCUGGAAAGGUACGAUUCCCCUCGCACUUCAGUUCCGAUCUGAAAGAUCUUUUGAGGAAUCUGCUGCAGGUGGACCUGACCAAGCGCUACGGCAACCUAAGGAAUGGUGUCAAUGAUAUUAAAAACCACAAAUGGUUUGCCACAACAGAUUGGAUAGCCAUCUAUGAGAGAAAGGUAUGAUACUCUUAGGUGUGAUAGGUCUUCAGUGAUGUAAUUUGCGCCUUAGUUUACCUGAAAGGCAGGAUUUCCUUUA